GUACUACACUUACCGGCAAAACUCUUUCUAGAACCCUGUGCUUUCCUGUCCUUUGCUCCCCGCAGUGCAGUAGAUACCUAAAGCUCGCAUCUUUAAAACCCUAGCAUAAACCCACCUUCAAAAUUACUAAACCCUAAUUUUCUCUACUCUAAAUCUCUAAUCCUUUUUUUUUUUUUUCAAUUACGGUUUCCAUUUAUUUUGAUUUUUGAUUUUUCUCUGUCGGGAGCUUGUUGGGGAUUGCGCCAAUGGAGGGUCUUUGCUCGGACGUCGUCGCGCUGGAGAGUUUCGUGAGCUCUGCGGUUCAAGUUGCGGUGGCGCAGACGGCCAUUGUUGCUGCAAAUUCCGUUGCUUGGUCGCUGUUCAUGAUGGGAAGUCUGCCUAAUGGAAUUGAUGUCUUCCCGAAAGAACCCGAUACAUUUACAGGGUUCCCACUUGCCCAGCUUCAUGCUCUGAGAAAACCGGAUUCAGAGAACAAAGAUGCCGGUGAAACUGAUGAUGACGAAGAAGAGGAAGAUGAGGCUGCAGAUGAUCAGGAUGAGGAUGGAGGUGAGGAAGAAGAUGGAUCUGGUGAAGACGGCGAAGAUGAUCCUGAGGAUGAGCCAGAGGCAAACGGUGACGGUGGCAGUGGAGAUGAUGAUGAUGAUGAAGAAGAUGACGACGAGGAUGACGAUGAUGCUGAAGAAGAGGAGGAAGAAGACGAGGAAGAAGAUGAGCAGGAUGAGCUUCCUCAACCACCAACUAAGAAGAGGAAAUAAACCAGAUUAUCCUUUCUUUAUCCCGCUAGAGCUAGGGCAGUAUGGUGUAGUUGGAGAGGCUAGAAUGGGUAUGAUUCAUGGUAUUUGUUCUGUCCACAUUAGUGUCAAAUCAGUAGAUUAACAUCGCAAUACUUUGUGGAUUAUGACCUGCUUGAUGUUGUCUAUUCUCACAGUUGUAGGAUGCUUUUAUGUUCCUUCCCUUGUGACUCUAUUUUACUUGCUGCUAUCUUCCUAUAUUCACAUUGAAUCAUUGAUUAAAUGUUGAUGCAUAAG
Molecule: messenger RNA, 1028 nt
Organism: Rubroshorea leprosula
Lineage: Eukaryota; Viridiplantae; Streptophyta; Magnoliopsida; Malvales; Dipterocarpaceae
Source: the annotation of a GenBank genome assembly